Messenger RNA from Cynocephalus volans (Philippine flying lemur), 876 nucleotides. RefSeq names its product arginine/serine-rich protein 1-like. The record is from RefSeq and is a predicted model, not a curated record. The coding region runs from base 1 to 876 and encodes 291 amino acids. NCBI's taxonomy places the organism in Eukaryota, Metazoa, Chordata, Mammalia, Dermoptera, Cynocephalidae. The transcript has a single exon.
AUGUCCAACUACGUGAAGGAUAAGUGUCCAAGCUCUUCGCAGAGCAAUCCUCUUUCGAUGUCGCGGUCAGGCCAGCCUUCGUUGCAGUUCGGGAGCAGCUCCAAUUCCAGAAGCUCCCGGUCCAAUCCCCGCCUCUGGAGGCGGUCAUGGUCCAGCAGUCGGAACCGGCCCCAGAGAAGGAGCAGAUCAAGGUCUCGUUCCAGAAGGCACCAUGAGCGGAAGUACAGGGGCUUCUUGCCAUCUAACCGGUCGCGAUCUCACAGCCGCCGGCACCGAGAGUGGCGCUGUGAGCUGUCCAGGCGGUAUUACCGGUCUCCGCCCUACAGAGCCCGAUCGCGACCCCGAUCCCGUACCAGGUUGCACUCUCCGGGAGGGUCGUAUCACAGAAGGGCCUCCGCGAUCACACGGGAGCGACGCCACUACUGCUUUGGUCGCAAGGUGUACCCGGAGGAACACCGCAGGCGGAGGAAGAGAUCCAGGACCAGGUCUCGGAGCAGAACCCCUUUUCGCUUAAGUGAAAAAGAUCGAAAGGAGCUGUUAGAAAUAGCAAAAGCCAAUGCAGCGAAAGCUUUAGGAACAACCGAUAUUGACUUGCCAGCUGGUCUCGGUGAUGUUCCUGCAGCCAAAGAAACAAGCCGUAGAACAGCUGUACCAAAUAAUGUUGCAAAGGUCAAGCUGUGGGAAAAGCUAACAGAAGAUGGGACUAAAACUUGCAGUGAGAAAUCUUCCCCGAAAAGAAGCAUAGCUUUUAGCUCUAAAGAUUCUGUAGCAACGCCAAUACAGAAAUCAGCUAAAGCUGUUGCGGAAGAGACAUCUUCAGGAUCUCCAAAAACAGAUCAGGAAAAGCGUCCACGUGGACUGUGGAUACCUGUCUAA